AUGGGAGCUAAGCAAUCGACCCCGUCAGAGAUAACCAUAUACAACGAACCGCAAAUUCGGGUAAAUAUAUCGCUACUGGCUCCUUUUGCUGAAGAAUUAACGCACCGAUGUAACAUUGACUUUCAAUUUAGUUUUCACAUAAUUUGGUCAAUCAAUUACAAAGAGAGCGGUUGGUCAAAAAAGCUCCAGGAAGACAAUACACGAAAAACUUCUAAGCCAUCAACGCGACUCGAUACCAAUGAGCCGAUAUUACCCGAAGAAUUGGACAGACUCGUUCGUGCUCGUGUCGAAGAAGAACUAAAUCGAAUUAGAGAACGAGAUGAGGAAAUUCAACAACGUGCCAAGGAAGAACUUUUUGAGAGAACAAUAAUUGAGGAUAGUGGUGCCAACGCAGUUGUAACGGAACGUGAUAUACAGGAAUUGAUUUUACGAGUUGAACGAAAAUUCGAAAAUAAGGUGUCGCCUGAUUUAAUUGAACACCAACAAGCCGUAAUCUCUUGUUACAAGUAA
Acaulospora morrowiae is the source of this 510-nucleotide messenger RNA. The record is from the annotation of a GenBank genome assembly. Lineage: Eukaryota; Fungi; Glomeromycota; Glomeromycetes; Diversisporales; Acaulosporaceae.